This is a messenger RNA of Ailuropoda melanoleuca (giant panda), 3644 nucleotides long. It is a transcript of the gene ZSCAN1, whose product is annotated as zinc finger and SCAN domain containing 1. The coding region runs from base 2150 to 3604 and encodes 484 amino acids. Lineage: Eukaryota; Metazoa; Chordata; Mammalia; Carnivora; Ursidae. The record is from RefSeq and is a predicted model, not a curated record. The transcript has 7 exons.
GGGUGGAGACGAGUCCGGGCUCGGGCGGGAGGUGCUGCCCGAGGCGGGCGGCGGGGCCGAGCCGGGUCGGGGGAGCCGUCGCGGGGCCCGGAGGUACCCGGGGAUGAGGGAGACGGGCGAGCCUCACAGGCCUCGCGGGGGGGCUGAGGUGGAGGUGGGCAGGGGGCCGGGGCACGCCAUUCCGCCCAGCCCCGGCCCAGGUGGCAUCUCCCCUCCCCAUCAACCGGGACAGAAAGCCCCUCCACCCUCGUUUGUCCACUCCAGACCCCACUCGGCCCAGCCCAAGCCGUCCCUCCCCCCACCAGCCAGCAGCCCAGAACCUGACACAGUGUCAGCGGCAAAUCUCCGUGCCCACCGCAGACUUCAUCCCAGGACCCUGGAGGGUGCUGAGGGGCUGCGGUUCUUCACCCUGGAAUCUGCCUGGGGCGCACUUCCUUGCUCACCGGAGAGAAGGGGGUGACGGAGCUUAUAAACGCCCAGUCAGGCUGCCGGCGGCAAGAAGCAGGCUCGAAGAUUGCUGGCAGGGCACAGCCCUCGUGAGUCGCCCUCCCUGCGUUUGUACAUCUCGCCUUCCUGAUUCUAAAACCCACACACGUCCACAUGAAAAGUUCUCCAGAGUCUCAAGAAGGAAAAAGUCACGUGGAAUACUCCUCCACUUUUCACUUGUCAUAAGCAUUUCCCAUGUCAUUAAAAAUCCUUCCUAAAUGUUUUUGUUCUUUUUUUUUUUUUCUUCAUGAUGGUCAGACAUGAUCAAAAUACCAUUUGGGGGAGAUUAAGAGAAGUAUGAAGAACAUAGCAUAUGGCUGGCUGCCCUUGGGCCUCUCCCGGCGGCCCUUUUUGGGACCCUCAUAUAUCAUUUUGCAUCCCACUUUCCCCUGUACCUCAUAUCAUCUGUAUGUCAUGUCUGCUUCCCUUGAGCAUGUUAUGUUACCGUGUAUUUUGCAGUCAUAAAUUCUCCGCCAUGUGAUGGGAGGGUAGUUGAUCUCACCAGGCUUGACUGUUGGGCACUUUUGUUGUGGUUCUUGGUGCCUAAAUCUUUGUCCCAAUUUCAGAUAAAUUCCACAGCAUGCGAACUUCCAGAAUGGUCUUGAUACACAAGCUGCCACAGUGUUUUCCAGAAAGGUCGUGCCAGUUUGUACUUUCACCAUUGGAUCAGCACAGAGUACAUGUGUUAAAAAAAGAAAAAAAAAUCUGCUCAUUUUUAUUUUUACAACUUUAAUGUUUUCUUCAGUUACAUGUUCACUAUAGAAAGCUUGGAAAAGGCACAAAAUGCUAUUUUUUCACUGCCCUUCCCACUUUCCCUCUGUUUUUAAAGUCUCUUUCCCCCCUUGUCCUCCUCACCUCCUCCUCCCUCAGCCUUAACUUAGAAAAGGCAAGAAAGACAGCAUAGGCAGGGCAGGAGGCCUCUGUUGUGCUAUUACGUAGCAUAUCUGGCUGUUAUCAUUUAAAGGGAAUUUAAAAGUCCAGUUCCUUAUUUCAAGUGCUCAGGAGCCACAUAUUAGCCUGUGGCUACCAUGCUGGAUGGCACAGAUGGAGAGCAUUUCCAAACGCAUAAGAAGUUCUGCUGGGCAGUGCUGGCUACUCCACCAGGGCAGGAAUCCCGUUCCCCUAGAUGCUCAGUAAACCGUGUGUUGAAUGACUAAAUGAGUGAAGGAGGCAGAUGUACGCUAAGUAAGGAAAUGAGGUAUGUUCACGAUGAGGUAAGAGUUGUAAAGACAGCACAGUGAAGAUGAGACAAGGGUGAUGGCCUGAGCCAGCACGUGGUGACAUCCUGCUGUGGUGACAGCUGGUCUAGGAUGAACAUCAGAGAGUAGUGUGGGUAGGAACAGUAGGUACAAAGGCCCUGGGGUGACCAGUGCCUUGUCUUCAACACAAUGUAACCCAUGAGGGUCAUAUGGAAGGAGAUUAGGUCAGAAUGAGAUGGGGAGGGGUCAGGUCAGUUCCUUGCGAAAUAGAGGUCAGGGCAAGGAGAUGGGGAGUUAGGGGAGUCCUGAGCAAGGUGGUGGCCACCAUCUGAUGUGGCCACUUUGCGCCUGCCCCUCUCUGCAGGCCCGACUGCUGACUGCAUCCGCCUGCUGCCACCUGGGUUUGUCUGGAGCUGCUGGGACUGUCCUGGGAUCCAGCCUGCUUGCCCCCUGAGGCCGGAGAGAUGCUCCCAUUGGCCAAAGCCCUCGCCUCCCCCAGGAAUCCCCAGACCCCGGCUCUGGGGGAGCAGGACGGGGCUCCUCAGCCAGCCAGUCCUGGGGAUACCGAGGUCUGGCGCCUGCGUUUCCGACAGUUCCAGUACUGCGUGGCAGGAGGGCCACACCGUGCACUGGGCCAGCUCUGGAUGCUGUGCCGCCAGUGGCUGCGGCCCGAGGCACACUCGAAGGAGCAGAUGCUGGAGCUGCUGGUGCUGGAGCAGUUCCUGAAUGCGCUGCCCAGCAAGAUGAGGACCUGGGUGCAGUCGCAGGGCCCCCGCACCUGCAGGGAGGCCGCUAGCCUGGUGGAGGACCUCACACAGAUGUCGCAGCAGGAAGUUCUGGUAUCUCUCACCGACCACCAGGACAAGAGCAUCAGCGAAGAGGAAGACAGGAAGAGCCCGAGGUCCCAGAAAGACCCAUCCCAGGCAUCGGAGCUGGGGCUCCCCCAGGAGGGCGAGUGGCUGCAGCCUGCCCAGCCCCAGCGGAGUCCCCACACCAGGGCGGGGGCCAAGGCAUCCUGCGCCCUGGGCUCACUCGGGCUUCAGCCUCCUAGCAUGAAGGCAGACAGACAGAAGAUGCUGCAGCAUGGGGUCCCCUCAGCAGCCCGCCCAGGCCUGGGCUCCUCGCCUCUGAAGGCUAGUAUCUGGGAUGAACCUCCCUGUGGGCAGGUUGGGGACAGAGCACCAAGGAACAGACACACCCUCCCCAGGCUGGCCCAGGACUCUCCCCAGGCAGAAGGGGGUGCCCGGCAGGCAGGGGCUGCCCCCAGGGACGCUGUGCUUCAGGGCACUGGAGGCCAAGGGCCUGCUCCCGAGGGGUCCCUGCACCCGAGCCCUCAGCCCGGCCUGGUUGCAGACCCCACCCUUCCAAGUGCUCAGAGCAGCAGUCCCCAAAAGAGGCUUGGGGACAGCGAUGCCAGCAGCACCCACCUGCCCUUACUCAAAGACACCAAAGCCUCCCCUGAAGAGGCGGGGCAACCGGCUGCUGCCCUCUCCUCGGGGAGCUCAGCGGCGACCCAAGUCCCCCCAGGGGCGCGGCCCUUCGCGUGUGCCGAGUGCGGGGAGGUCUUCACCUGGGUCACCCACUUCAUCGAGCACCAGAAGCGCCACCUGGAAGAGGGGCCCUUCUUGUGCCCCGAGUGCGGCAAGGCCUUUCUGCACGCCUCCGUCCUGGAGGAGCAUCGGAAGAUCCACCUGCUGCAGCCGCUGCGCAAGAGGCCCCGGCGGGGCGGGGGCGAGGGACCCGGGGAGGCCGGCCCGUUGGAAGCGGCGGGUGGAGGUCCCUGCGCCCAGGACGCGGAUGGAGACCCGCGCGCGGAGCCCUCCGGCCGCGAGCGGCCCUUCGAGUGCGGCGUCUGCGGGAAGGCCUUCCCCUGGAUGGUCCACCUCCUCGACCACCAGAAACUGCACGCCACGCAGUGAGCGGACGCGGGCCCCGGGUGACAGCGACCCCGGGCGGACU